This is a messenger RNA of Caenorhabditis bovis, 2460 nucleotides long. The record is from the annotation of a GenBank genome assembly. NCBI's taxonomy places the organism in Eukaryota, Metazoa, Nematoda, Chromadorea, Rhabditida, Rhabditidae.
AUGAAAUUUCGAAACAAUGAAUUCCGCGUUCGUAGUUUCUCCAUUCGUCAAAUAGCACUGGUUAUUCUUGUCAUAUUUGUACUUAGCUCAAUAGCUCUUUAUAAUCAUGCAUUUUCCGAACAAAAUCAAUCGCUUAGAAAAAUAGAAAAUAUUGACGAUUAUGAUGCUGCAUGCAGUGGAUAUUCGUAUGGCCGAAUUAUAAGAGAACAAAAAAGAAUUCUUGAAUCAGUUCGCCAAGAACUCGGCGAAUUUCAAGCGAAGCUCGAAGAAAUUCGAACAAUUCAAGACGAAAUUCAACGAUUGAUUCCACAAAAACAAUUGGAAUUAUCGUCAAUUGAAGGCGAGAUUGAAGCAGCACAAAGGCAAUUGCAAGAGCUUCGAGAAAAUCGAAAUGUCCGAGUUUUUUUGCCGUUAUCGCCUGUUUUCAGCCAAAAUGUUAAAACAGAAAUUGUAGCUCCAAGCACUAUUGUUUCAAUUGAAGAUACAAUUGAUUUCCGAAGAUGUUCCAUUUCUUCCUUCAUGCCAGUUUUUGUUGAUCUAAUCACAUUUGGAAAAAUGGAAAUGGAAUGGAAAAACGCAUUUGAAUCUGUAUUAUUAACCCCUGUCAAAGAUGCGAAUUCGUCGUGUAUAACGAUUAAAAUUACUAAUGGAAAGCAUACCAUUAACGAAAAUACUAUAGAAAACACGGUGAUUUUCAAUGUUGGAACCUCUAUUAAUGCCACUAACAGUCGCGUAAUUUUUGCGCAAUCUUCGAAUUUAAGACCAAAUGUGGAUUUUGCCAUUUCAACUGAUCAACCCCUAUUUAAUGUGCCAUCUAUUCUACCAUAUUCUCGUUCGAUAUUUUUCACAUUAAUAAUAGAAGAACGAGCUGUUAAUGAAGACGAUCUGCAAAAAAUUCGAGAAUCUGCCAGAAGAAGUAACGAUGUUAUAAGGAUUAUUGAAUGUACUGAUGAAUCGGACGCUUGCGAAGAAUCGAGCUCUAUUCGAGACGAAAUUUUCAAAAGCACAAUGUUUUGCUUUUUAAUGCCAAGCCGAUCGUUCACAUCGCGUUUUCUAGCAGCUCUCCGAACGGGCUGCGUUCCUUUUGUGAUUUCGUCGACUGCAAUUCUUCCAUUUCAAGAUUUUAUCGAUUGGCGACUAGCAAGCUAUCAAAUAGCGAGUGCGAGGCUUUCAGAAGCUCAUUUCAUUGCUCGCUCUUUCACUAUAAAUGAUAUUCUAGAAAUGCGACGAAAAGGAAUAUAUUAUUAUGAAAAUUAUCUCAGUACAAAGCAAAAAAUUGCAAGAACCCUGCUAUCUGCACUUCGAUACAAACUUCAAUUACCAACUCCCGAUAAUAGAAAGGAAAUAUUUCAGUUCACAGCGUCUCCGUUGUUCAACGCUUCAUUCACUGCACCGAAAGGAUUUUCUGUGAAUCAACAGCCAAAUUACGAUGAUGAUUUUCUAUUAGGCCCGUUAGAAUCGCGUGUUGAAAGUCCUUCAUAUGAGCACAAUUUUACCGAAUUUCAGUUGUAUUCAUAUGAAACAUGGAAUCUCGUAAUGAAUCCUCACAAGUCUCUCGAAUUCAACAUUCGAGCUCACGAGCCUCCAGCAGAAGCCGAAUUUUAUCCGGACUCAUCUUUUGGAUUUCGCCCGAUUGAACCAGGAAGUGGUGUCGAAUUCAGUCGAGCACUCGGUGGAAAUAGAGUGCGUGAGCAAUUCACAACAGUUAUUUUGACAUAUGAGCGAGACGAUGUAUUGGUUGGAGCAUUGCAACGACUUCAUAAUUUGCCGUAUCUCAAUAAGGUAAUUGUGAUUUGGAAUAAUAUUCAUCGUGCGCCUUCAGAUUCUUGGCCUUCAUUACAUGUUCCUGUUGAAUUUAUUCAUGUGUCUGAAAACAGUCUCAACAACAGAUUCAUUCCUUGGGAUCGAAUUGAAACAGAAGCAGUUUUCUCGAUUGACGAUGAUAUUGAUUUGAUGCAACAGGAAAUCAUUUUGGCAUUCAGAGUAUGGCGUGAAAAUCGAGACAGGAUUGUCGGCUUUCCGGCACGUUAUCAUGCGAGAUAUGGUGAUUCCAUGUUCUACAAUAGUAAUCAUACGUGCCAAUUGAGUAUUAUUCUCACUGGCGCUGCAUUUCUCCAUAAAAAUUAUCUAAGAGCUUACACUGAAGACAUGCCAAAAUCGAUCCGCGAGCAUGUUGAUAAAGUCACGAACUGUGAGGACAUAGCAAUGAAUUAUUUAGUAGCUCAUAUUACCAGGAAACCUCCCAUUAAAACUACUUCCAGAUGGACAUUAAGAUGCCCGGGAUGUACAGAAAACUUAUCACAAUCGGAUUCGCACUUUAACAAACGACACGAAUGUAUGCGACUAUUCACAAAAAUCUAUGGAUACAACCCUCUUCGAUUUUCUCAGUUUCGCGCUGAUUCGAUUUUGUUCAAAACGCGCUUACCGCAACAACACCAAAAAUGCUUUAAAUACGUGUAA